Molecule: messenger RNA, 4487 nt
Organism: Pogoniulus pusillus (Red-fronted tinkerbird)
Lineage: Eukaryota; Metazoa; Chordata; Aves; Piciformes; Lybiidae
Gene: BEND2
Product: BEN domain containing 2
Exons: 12
Coding region: 715-2739 (674 amino acids)
Molecular function (GO): DNA binding
Source: RefSeq, a predicted model, not a curated record
UUUCCCAGGUGCCAGACUCUACCUUGUUAAAUUUCAUGCCAUUUCUCCCUGCCCACCCUCCAGGUGCUCUGCAGCUCUGAGUGAUGGACUCCUGAUGGCACCUGCCCACAGCAAUAAAUGAGCAUGCAGCGCUGUUGCUGCAAACGCUUUCAGUGCAGCUCGGCUGCUGCUGGGCAUUCCAAGGGGGACCUGCCCGAGUCUUCUCAGGCUCAACCUCCCAUCCACCAGGAGAUCUCGGGAGAAUAAACCCACCUGUAUUUGCACGAAGCAGGAAUACCUACAUUCUUCUAAAGUAAGAAUAAAAACAACUCUGGUUUUGUAGCUGCUGCCUCGGGCAGCCAACUACCCCAGCCCCCAAUCGCACGGCAGCCGCACGGCACCACGCCGAGCGCAGCAAAAAGCCAGCUCACCUUCUAAGAUGCGGGAGGCGGCACUCAGCAUUUCACCUCCACCGCUAAGUGGCAAGCGGUGCUCCGGGACACGGACGACCGGAAAGGGAGAGGGCAGCCGCGCUGCCCCCCGCCUCCGCCCCCGCCCCGCUCCCGUUUGCCGGGCACGCCGCCGCGCCCGGCGCGCAGCCGCACUGCUUCCGAACAGUUUGUUGCUCACGUCGGAGCAGCUGCUUCCGUUUCCAACGUCGCAUUCUGGCCCCACCUGCCACUGCCGGAGUCCCGGCUCGCUCCGCCGCCCGCUCCCGAAGGCCCCAGCCGAGCCAUGGCUGCCGAGGGUUAUGUGUCUUCAGCUGUUGAUGAUGGUGAAGCAUUGAUUAUUGACCAUGGAGAAAACCACCUGGCCACCCAAAGCUGCAUGUCAGUGGAGCAGAGCUCUGAAGUCAGCAGUGGUGUUCACCAGGUGCCUCAACUUGCCUAUGGAGGAGAGGGCCUGCCAGCGCUGCCGCAGCGAGGCGCCGCUCAGAGCCGCUCCGCAGGCGCGCAGGGGGGCAGCAGCUGCAGCCCCGACAGGAUGGACUUCAGCUUCCCCCGCCAGAAGAGGAGACGCCUUGGCCCUGCCCUGCUGCCUCAGCAUCUGGUGAGAGGCAGGGAAGGAGAAUAUGAAGACAGUGACAAUGUCAUCUACGACUAUGAGCCAGACUAUGAAUGUAGCAGUGUUGUGUCUGAAGGUUCCUACACUGAGAUUUCUGACAUUGGGGAUCAGCAGAAAACUCUUCUGGAGGUCCUUGCUUACUGCCAGGCCAUGUAUGAAGCCAUUCAGAAGCUGGAUAAGAAAUUCGAUGUGCUUCACCGCAAGGUCUCUGAGCUGCAGCAGUCUCGAGUCAGGCCACUGCUGCUCAAACCUAAACCACUUGGAUUUCCACACAGAAGUUCCAGCCAUUUGCCCCAGGGGAAAAUAAGAAUACAGAACCCCAUGGAAAGGAAACCAAGACCUCAGCUCCCUUCAGCAGGCCAAGAAAGGCACAGCUCAGGUCUAAGUCCUGACUUACAGAACGGCUGUGUCCAGGUCACUGCCGCAGUGAAACAGAGUCCCCCAGUGGAGCUGCAGCAGCAGCAGCAGCAGCAGCCUGACCAGAGGCAGAGCCCACCACUUCCCACCAUAGUUUCUACUCGUUCCUUGCACUCCUCCCUCACAGCAGCCAGCAGGAUGCCAGAGCUGCCUGCACCAUCAGAGCUGGUGGAGAGCGUCAUGGCAAGUGCUGCCCACCUCGCCUCUUCGGUGCCAGCGCCCUCUGAGACCACUCCUGGGGACAGCUCCGUGGUGGGUGACUACACAGCUGCACCUGGCUGUGUGGGCACCAGUCAGGGAGCACCACCUGCUGCAGUGCAUGUGGAUCCCAGCCUGGAGUUUGUAGGUCAGCCAGCCAGAAAUGUCAAAGUUCCUGGGAGCUACCUGAUGAAGGCUCGGCAGAAGAGCAAGCCCAAGUACGCCGCUCGCUACCUGGUGCGAGUCCUCUUCCCCAAGGAGACCCUGAUGAGCAGCAUGCUGGAUGGGGGUGCCCGAGGCCAUAGGACACUGGAUCCCAACAAAAUCGCUGCUGUCAGAGAGUUCCUUGCAGGUACCUUUCCAAACUAUGACUUGAGUGUGCAUGGCAGAGACUGGAACACCUGCGUCACGAACAUCAACGCCAUGAUCCGCUGCUUGCGCUCCCAGGCCAGGCCAACCCUGGAGACAGCUGGAGGGAAGGCGAAAGUGUCUGAUGCUGCAGAGACAUCAGCAGAUGGCGAAGGCAGGUCUCAGAGCUCCAGCUUCACAGCUGACUCCUCACAGAACGAAGCAGUGGAGAUGUUUCCAGAAGCUUUCCACAGCACUCCGGCCAAGAAAGCACAGUCUUUGGAACCCAUGGACUUCCUGGGCAGCCCCUGGCGCAAUGUGCAGUUGCCUUUCUCCAUCCUUUACGUGGCCAAGGGGAAGUCGCGGCCGGAGCUGUCUGCUCGCUUCCUGGUCCGCCACAUGUUCACUGAGGAGGUGCUGGUCAAGAGCAACGUCUAUGGGAACCUGGAGCGUGGCAUGAAACCUCUGGACUGCAACAAGAUCAAUGCCCUCAGGGACUUCCUGCAGGAGAACUUCCCCUCCUUUGACCUGCAGGAGACAGGCUACGACUGGAAGGCCUGCGUGGCUGCCAUCAACAGCACCAUCCGCAGCCUCAGGCACGACUACAAGAAGGCUGUGGCUGGCAUCCGCUGGAAGGUCGUGCCCGGAGCACACACCUCUGCCAAGGCCCCUUCCCUGAGUCCUGCCUUGCUCAAGCCCUUCCCAAGUGACACAAUCAACCUCACAGACUGAAGCUCUCUGCCCUGUCUGCCCCCACCUGGGAGCCUGUGACAGGGACUCGGUGUCCAAGAGUGAGUUUCCAGCAGCACCCAAGAGUUUUGCUUCGUCACACCAAAGUUAGCAGAAGACAUAGGAACCCAAACUCCUCCUGUGAGUAGCACCUGUGCUCCUCAGGAAUCACUUUACACUGCCCCCUGUAGCAUUGCUCUGUGCCCUCCCCUACAGGCAUCAGCUUCUCAUCAUUCCUUCACCAGCUUCUCGUCAUUCCUAGACUCGGGAAGAUUCAUCUGGCUAAAGAACAGGCACUGUGCAUCAGCUCAGCAGAAGCAGGUAAAACACGUGGGGGAGAAAGUGUGCUCCUGCUUGGAGGAAGACUCAGAGCAAGCUACAUGACCUCAGUGUGAAGGAGUAAAUCUGCUUUGUCACUUGAGCAGUGUAAGCAAAAAGAGCUCCUUCAGAAGACAGCAAAUAGAAGUAGCUGUAAUGCUGUGUGGUUAACUUGUCCUCUGCCUCACUUUUGGCCUCUUCUAGAAGCCCUUGUUGUAGGAUAAGGAAAUAAUCACAGCAUGUGAGGGGUUGGAAGGCCCACAGAGCAUCCAGCCCAAACCCCCUGCCAGAGCAGCAGCAGCCAGGGCAGGGCACACACAGCACAGCCAGGGGGGUUGCAGUGGCUGCAGAGAAGGAGACUCCACAGCCUCUCUGGGCAGCCUGCUCCAGGCCUCUGCCACCCUCACAGCCAAAAAGCUUCCCCUCCUCUUGCCCUGCCACCUCCUCUGCCCCAGCUUGCCCCCAGUGCCCCUUGUGCUGCCCUGGGCCAGCCCUGAGCAGAGCCUGCCUGCGUCCUGCCCACACUGCCCUGCACAGCUUGGGCACAGCACUGAGGGCAGCCCUCAGGCUGCUCUGCUGCCAGCUGCCAGCCCCAGCUGCCUCAGCCUGGCCCCACAGGGAACAUCACAGCCCUCAGGUUCCUUCUAAGCUGAAGCUGACCAGCUGGAGCUGUUCACAAGCUAAUGCUGGGUGGGUUCUCUGCUAUCUAGGGGAGCUCAGCUGUGUUUUGGGGGGGAUGUUUUCAGCAGAGGAAGUGUUCAGUGUAUUCACAGGGUCAUAGAAAGGUUUGGCUUGGAAGGAACCUUGAAGAUCAUCUAGUUCCAACCCCCCAGGCAUAAGCAGGGCCACCUUCCUCUAGACCACGUUGCUCAAAUCCUCUUCCAACCUGGCCCUGAACACCUCAUGCAGAGGCCUUAGCAAUUACCAAGUUGAGUUUCUCCUGCCCCCUCCUUGCAGAAGUCUUCCACAGGAUCUCAGCAGCAGCCUCCCCUCCCCUGCUGCAUUGCCUUUUCACCCCAAAUGUUGUGUUACAAAUCUGGGGGGCUUCUGCUUUCCUGCUCUCACAUUCUGCUGCUGCUCCUCUGGCCAAUCCCUCUUGCAAAUACCAGGAGCUUUGUUGUGUGGAUUUCACCAGUUCCAAACCUCAGAAGAGGCCCAAAAGUGCUGAUUUUCAUUCUUUCCCCAGUAGUUCUCCCAACCUUUUUCAGUGCCCUUGAGAGGUUGGAGGGGUAGGAUGCUGCAGGCACUGAGGGACCUGCCUGCACUGGACUAUUUCAGCCUCCCCGUUGGAAAGUGAAGAGUUGAGUCCAAGUAGAAAGAGUUUUCUGGGUUCUGCUUCCAAUGUUUGUGAAGUUGUUGCCUAACUUUUGUAGAGAGGGAGAUGCACUAUUUUGUUGUUAGGAAUAAAGUGUUUUACACAUGAACCUCCCCCA